AUGAAUCAUAACAACGCCUCCUUCGACAACGUCGACAAAGAGAAAGAUCGAAUCGGCGACACUAAUGCCUCGAAUGACAGCAUUCCCGACGGAAAAGAGGCACCUCCAGCAGUGAUUCUAAACACUGAACAGCCGCCAACGGACGUCGUACCUGCAACUGAACCACCGCCAUCACCUAAUGGUGGCUAUGGAUGGGUUUGUGUAGUCUGCGUGGCUUUAAUCAAUGCUCACACUUGGGGCUUAAAUUCCUCUUAUGGAGUCUUCCUCGCAUACUAUCUGGCCAACAACGUCUUCCCUGGUGCCACCUAUCUGGAAUUCGCUUUUGUCGGAUCAUUGUCUAUUGCGUGUGCAUUGCUCGUUUCGCCUGUGGCUACGAUCUUUACGCGCAAAUUCGGCACCAGAACUACCCUUUUCACCGGUGUAGUGUUCGAGACUGCGAGCUUGAUCGGUGCGAGUUUUGCGAGCCAGAUAUGGCAGUUGUUCCUCAGUCAGGGUGUUUGCUUUGGCUUUGGUAUGGGCUUUCUGUUCGUCGGAUCUGUAGGGAUUGUGCCUCAAUGGUUCACUACGAAAAGAAGUCUGGCAAACGGUAUUGCCACUGCCGGUUCUGGUCUGGGUGGGUUGAUAUACUCACUUGCUACUGGAGCGAUGAUUCCUAGUAUUGGACUGCCAUGGGCUUUCCGAGUCUUAGGGAUCGUAGCAUGUGUGGUAAACGGUGUUUGCGCAAUGUUGGUGAGGGACAGAAACAAGGCAAUUGGAAGUUCGCAAUUGGCAUUCGAUGUGCAGCUGUUAAAGCGGACCGAGUAUCUGCUAUUGCUAGGUUAUGGCUGGUUUAGCAUGCUGGCAUAUGUCGUUUUACUCUUCAGUUUAGCCAACUUCGCACGCAGUGUCGGCCUCACGGCAUCGCAAGCCUCCACCGUCUCAGCAAUAUUCAAUCUGGGCCAAGCUGUUGGUCGUCCACCUAUAGGAUACUUCAGCGACAACAUUGGUCGCAUCAACAUGGCCACCCUCAUGACCUUUAUAUCCGGCCUGUUCGCCCUCGUCAUCUGGACAAGCGCAAAGAGUUUCGGAGUCCUCAUCUUCUACGCCAUAUUCGGAGGCUCUGUGGCAGGAACGUUUUGGACGACCAUUGCGCCUGUCACGGCCGAAGUUGUUGGCCUGCGCAAUGUUCCUGCUGCAUUGAACAUUUGUUGGCUCGUCCUUGUGAUUCCUUGCACUUUCUCCGAGCCGAUCGGACUUGAGAUUGUGUCGUUUGACGGCGGAUACCUGGGAGCACAGCUGUUUACUGGGUUCAUGUAUGUUGGUGCCGCUGUAUGUGCGCUCUUCGUCAGGAGUUGGAAGAUCGCCGAAGUGGACGAGAUUGAAGGACUGCAAGAUGUUGGCAGUGUAGAUGCCGUGGCCAUUGAGACGAAAGUGGCCGAAAGCGUGAAAGAAGUCGCAAGAAAGACAGCGAGGAAAAGGCUGAUCAGUUGUAUCUGGAGAUGGAAGAAGGUAUGA
This is a messenger RNA of Aureobasidium namibiae CBS 147.97, 1494 nucleotides long. RefSeq names its product putative MFS transporter. Gene Ontology annotation, molecular function: transmembrane transporter activity. Gene Ontology annotation, biological process: transmembrane transport. NCBI's taxonomy places the organism in Eukaryota, Fungi, Ascomycota, Dothideomycetes, Dothideales, Saccotheciaceae. The transcript is spliced from 2 exons. The record is from RefSeq and is a predicted model, not a curated record. The coding region runs from base 1 to 1494 and encodes 497 amino acids.